ACAUUUGAGACGAAUAGGCACGUUUAGACCCGUAUAAAUAGAACAGGACUAGACGUGAUCGUUGCUAAAAGACGGUGUACCACUUGACAUGGCCAAGGUUCUGCUGAUUAUGCUGCUUUCUGCAGCGACCGCGAUUGCAUACCGAAUUGUCCGGUCUCCAGGUGGUACCGGCUGGCAGCCAAAUUAUGACGGCCUACCUUACGCUGGUAUGGAGCGGUCCUAUGGCGGCAGUUGGGGUGGACCUAGCCUCAUUCGAUCAGUCAGGAAUGGAUGGGGCGGUAAUACCGGCGGACUCAGCGCUCGGAGCCGAAUGAACGGCUACGGGCAUAUGAGGUCUCCAAACAACGGGUGGACACAAAAUGGAUAUGGUUCAAACAAAGCGUAUAGUGGUACCUUUACAAGAUCAAAUCCUGAGUCAAGAUCCUCAGACUCCACAGUUAUUGAUAGCAUCGAUUCCUUUGCUUGGGACGGAUCAGGAUUCUAUUCAAAUUAUUUUCAAACUAAGGGAUGGUAGAUGUCAAAUUUUUACUUACCUAAGUGGUUUUCAAAGACGAUUAAUAAAGCUUUUCUGUUGCUGAUAUUCUUUAAAUAAAUGUUGUUUUAAUGCA
Messenger RNA from Spodoptera frugiperda (fall armyworm), 608 nucleotides. RefSeq lists its product as uncharacterized. The transcript is spliced from 3 exons. The record is from RefSeq and is a predicted model, not a curated record. NCBI's taxonomy places the organism in Eukaryota, Metazoa, Arthropoda, Insecta, Lepidoptera, Noctuidae. Bases 89 to 514 code for a protein of 141 amino acids.